This is a messenger RNA of Triticum turgidum subsp. durum (durum wheat), 1869 nucleotides long. The record is from the annotation of a GenBank genome assembly. Lineage: Eukaryota; Viridiplantae; Streptophyta; Magnoliopsida; Poales; Poaceae.
AUGGGGUCACACGGCAAGCCACCGCUACCGUACGCGUACAAGCCACUGCCCUCCGGCGCCGCCGCCGCCGCCGACGCCGACGGUGAGCGGACCGGCUGGACGAGGUGGCGCGUGUGCGCCACCGUGCUGACGGCCUCGGCCAUGGUGGUGGUGGUGGUCGGCGCCACGCUCCUGGCAGGGUUCAGGGUGGACCAGGCCGUCGACGAGGAGGCCGCGGCCGGGUUCCCGUGGAGCAACGAGAUGCUGCAGUGGCAGCGCAGUGGCUACCAUUUCCAGACGGCCAAGAACUACAUGAGCGAUCCCAACGGUCUGAUGUACUACAAUGGAUGGUACCACAUGUUCUUCCAGUACAACCCGGUGGGCACCGAUUGGGACGACGGCAUGGAGUGGGGCCAUGCCGUGUCCCGGAACCUUGUCACGUGGCGCACCCUCCCUAUUGCCAUGGUGGCUGACCAGUGGUACGACAUCCUAGGGGUCCUCUCGGGCUCUAUGACGGUGCUACCCAAUGGCACGGUCAUCAUGAUCUACACGGGGGCCACCAACGCCUCUGCCGUUGAGGUGCAGUGCAUCGCCACCCCCGCCGACCCCAACGACCCCUUCCUCCGCCGCUGGACCAAGCACCCCGCCAACCCUGUCAUUUGGUCGCCGCCGGGGAUCGGCACCAAGGAUUUUCGAGACCCGAUGACCGCUUGGUACGAUGAAUCUGAUGACACAUGGCGCACCCUCCUUGGGUCCAAGGACGACCAUGACGGCCACCACGAUGGGAUCGCCAUGAUGUACAAGACCAAGGACUUCCUUAACUACGAGCUCAUCCCGGGCAUCUUGCAUCGAGUCCAGCGCACCGGCGAGUGGGAGUGCAUUGACUUCUACCCUGUCGGCCACAGAACCAGCGACAACUCAUCGGAGAUGUUGCACGUGUUGAAGGCGAGCAUGGACGACGAACGACACGACUACUACUCGCUAGGCACGUACGACUCGGCAGCAAACACGUGGACGCCGAUUGACCCGGAGCUCGACUUGGGGAUCGGGCUGAGAUACGACUGGGGUAAGUUUUAUGCGUCCACCUCGUUCUAUGAUCCGGCGAAGAAGCGGCGCGUGCUGAUGGGGUAUGUCGGCGAGGUCGACUCCAAGCGGGCUGAUGUCGUGAAGGGAUGGGCCUCGAUUCAGUCAGUUCCAAGGACAAUUGCUCUCGACGAGAAGACCCGGACGAACCUCCUCCUCUGGCCCGUGGAGGAGAUUGAGACCCUCCGCCUCAACGCCACCAAACUUAGCGACGUCACCCUUAACACCGGCUCCGUCAUCCAUAUCCCGCUCCGCCAAGGCACUCAGCUCGACAUCGAGGCAACUUUCCACCUUGAUGCUUCUGCCGUCGCUGCUCUCAACGAGGCCGAUGUGGGCUACAACUGCAGCAGCAGCGGCGGUGCUGUUAACCGUGGCGCGCUAGGCCCCUUCGGCCUCCUCGUCCUUGCUGCUAGUGACCGCCGUGGAGAGCAAACAGCGGUGUACUUCUACGUGUCUAGGGGGCUCGACGGAGGCCUCCAUACCAGCUUCUGCCAAGACGAGUUACGGUCGUCACGGGCCAAGGACGUGACGAAGCGGGUGAUUGGGAGCACGGUGCCGGUGCUCGACGGCGAGGCUUUCUCGAUGAGGGUGCUCGUGGACCACUCCAUCGUGCAGGGCUUCGCGAUGGGCGGGAGGACCACAAUGACGUCGCGGGUGUACCCGAUGGAGGCCUAUCAGGAGGCAAAAGUAUACUUGUUCAACAAUGCCACCGGUGCCAGCGUCACGGCGGAAAGGAUCGUCGUGCACGAGAUGGACUCAGCACACAACCAGCUCUCCAAUAUGGACGAUCACUCGUAUGUUCAAUGA